GACUCUGUGCAGGCCACUCACUGUGAACUGGUGUACAGUCAUGUUGGAACAGGAAGGGGUCAUCCCCAAACUGUCCCCACAAAGUUGGGAGCAUGAAAUUGUCCAAAAUGUCUUGGUAUGAAGCUGAAGCAUUAAGAGUUCCUUUCACUGGAACUAAGGGGCCGAGCCCAACCCCUGAAAAACAACACCUGAAUUCAAUGAUUUGGAGGGGUGCCUUAAAACUUUUGUCUAUCUAUCUAUCUAUCUAUCUAUCUAUCUAUCUAUCUAUCUAUCUAUCUAUCUAUCUAUCUAUCUAUCUAUCUAUCUGUCUAUCUAUCUAUCUAUCUAUCUAUCUAUCUAUCUAUCUAUCUAUCUAUCUAUCUAUCUAUCAGGUGUUUCUAUGCUUCUAUUAAAGUGGACGGUGAGUGUGAAGUGGACGGUGAGCGCUUCUUCCUCCAGCUCAGCAGAUGGCGCUAUUUUACCACAAACUUCGUGCCUCACAGCCGCCAGUAAAGCAGAAAAGAAGAGGCAAUAGACGAAGUUUGUAUUGAACCGUGAAGCUUCGGUGGUAUGUUUUAACUUGUCUCAGGUGACCAUGGCGAAGGUUCCUGUGGGUAAAGUGCUGCUUCGCAAUGUCAUCAGGCACACAGACGCACACAACAAGAUACAGGAGGAGUCAGAGAUGUGGAAGCUGAGGGACAUGGAGCUCCAGACUCGUGAAUCAAAGCAGAGCUGGAACACAAGAAGCAGCAUGCACUGUGACCGGCACCUAAAAGAGUCAGAAGGAUCCGCACGCGGCCGGCUUGGUGAAAGGGCGUGUCUCUCUGAGAGAGACGAGCGAGAGGCACGUUACUGGACACGAAAACUCUAUGAAUUUGAGGCCAGUGAUCCAGACCGAUGGGGUCAUAGCGGGUUUAAGGAGCUUUAUCCAGAGGAGUUUCAACAAUCAGAUCGAGAGACAGACGCAAAACAUAGAAGAAACGGCAAGGACAAACUGUCUACCGAGAAACAGAAGAAGACCAAGAAAUCCUCUAAGAGAAAGAAAAAGAAAAAGAAAAAGAAGCAGAGGACCGAAGGGUCAGACUCGGAGUCAGACAGCAGUGCGACAGACGGCGCCAAAAGGAAGCCGAAGAGGAAAAGCGGGAAAAGCAAACACCGCAGGAAAAAGGCUCACAAACACAAAACGACAGAGCAGGACAGCAGCACUGUCGACAGCGAAUCGGACAGAGGGCGAGAAAGGACACACGGGAAAAGGCGCCAGACUGUAACGGACACACAAACAGAGCCUGAGAGGAAAAAAAGGAAGAACUGGAAAGCAGCAAAUGAAGAGAAAUCAGAGGACAGCUCUGACGAAUAAUGCACCAUCAUCAUCAUCCUCAUCCCCGCUGUUUAUUCAGUCUGUAAAACAAAAGCAGAAGUUUCUUUAUGCAUCAUUCACACAGAUAAGUAGUGUGGUGUCAGAGCUUCAUACCUCACCAACUGGAUACUUGAUGGAACUUUUUUUAAAUGAUGUAAUACACGUGAUUUUAUAUCAUUUUAAUAAUUUUUUGACAUGUGCUUGUGGAUGCUUUCUAGGUUUUGUAUACUAUAUAUUUUUUUUAAAACCAAAACUCAGGUAAAAACAGGUAUUUUACUCCCAAAUGGAUGAUAAAAGAAAUGCCCAAGAGCUUUGGGGUCGCAAUAAAUCAAUCUGUUGUGUUC
Hemibagrus wyckioides is the source of this 1680-nucleotide messenger RNA. RefSeq names its product NKAP domain containing 1 (gene nkapd1). Bases 575 to 1336 code for a protein of 253 amino acids. NCBI's taxonomy places the organism in Eukaryota, Metazoa, Chordata, Actinopteri, Siluriformes, Bagridae. The transcript is spliced from 6 exons. The record is from RefSeq and is a predicted model, not a curated record.